CAUCAACUCACCGGGACGCUGACGUACGAUGGGCGGUAAGAAGGCCAUCAACCAGCAGGACAAGCUUGCCAAGGCAAACGCGUCAUCGAGUGCACGAGCUGCACAGAGCCUGUUGGGGAAAAGCUCUUCCACGGGAUUUAUUGGAUUUUCUGCGUUUGCUGCGCCAGCUACAUCGAUUCCAGCACGAGCUUCUGCGAGCGCGACGCCAGCUCCCGCGACAUCCAACACGUCGUCGUUUUCGUUCUACGAUGGUCCAGACAUAGAACUCUCCCUUGCACUCAAGAUGUUGGGAAAACGUGACGCGCAGACCAAGACGAAAGCGCUCACGACACUGAGGGACACGCUUGUCCCGGUGCGAAAACCGGCCGACCUCCGACCAGCGAUUGGACAGUAUUGCUAUCUAUAUGGCGCGAAACUCAUGCUUGACAACGAUCGCCGAGUCCGCCAACUCGCCACAGAAGUCCUUGGAGCUCUCAUCGAGCGCCUGACGAAAGGCACGGUAUUCCACAACCACAUGCAACUCUUGCUGCCGCCCUGGUACUUGCUAGCCAUGCACGACAUUCACGCAGACACGGCCAAAGGAGCAAAGCGCGCGUUUGUCGCGUUGCUUCCGACCGAAGAGGCACAGACAGCGGUCCUAGCUGCCCACGCGGACCUUUUGCUCACCAACGUGCAAUCGUAUCUGGCGUUAACAGUCGAGUCGUUGGUCGAUCGUGGACUUUGUACCCCGGAGGAAGCCGACGAAUGCUAUGAGCGCUGCGUGACGUCUGCGUUGCUGGGGGCCCGUACACUGCUGAGCCAGCCAGCUCCACCGUCGUCCAUCUUUCCGACGCACGUGAACGACGACUCGAUCCGACAAUUUCUCACCGGCCUGGCCAAAUUUACGACGCUCACUUCGAAAAAUGCGACGUUUUCGAGGACUAGCAUUCGGCACGCGGCGUACGAGGUGCUGACGGCCGCCACCACGGCUUGUCCAGAUCUUCUCCAAUCGGCCAUCGACCCCAAAGUCGUCCUGGGAGUCGUCGCGGAGAAAUUCCCAGCCAACGUGCCGGCGGCGUGGACGUUGGUGCUGACGUACUUGAACGCGUUCCAACAUGUGGCCUCUGACGAUGCUACGUCCAAUUUUUCAUGGUCGACGAUCCUGCCCAACGUGUUGCCAAAAGUUCUCGCGGCAACCAAGCAUGCCAAUUACGGCGCGACAUCGUCCUUGUCCAACUUGCUCCCGUUUGUGUCGCUCGUGCCCAAGAAUGUUUCGAGCACUUCGUUUUACGUCGACUUGCUCGCUGCGCUGUGGAAGUCGCUCGACAGCCCGCACGUGAUGCAUGGACAGUCGCAGGUCGUGACGGCGUUUGUCGAGUGCUUGUCCGCCAUGUGGACGAUCUUUCCAGAGCAUGCGACGUCGCGGUCGGAUGCCCAGGACAGUGCAUACGUCACGUCGUUCGAGAACGUGAUCACGAUGGCGUGGACGAAGGCGCUGACGACGACUUGUCUCCCAGAUCGAUCGUUCCGCGUGUUUCUGGACCUCAUGACGGCGUUGGUGCCGCGAUUGACAGCAUAUUCAUCCCGUCAAGACGAUGGCGACAAGUGUCACAUUCCAUCGCUCGCUGUUUGCUUACUCCAUCGUGCCUUGCAUGCCGCCCUCCACCGAGGUUUAGCCCAUGACGCGUCGCACAAGCGGAUGCUCGACACGCUGCGGCAACUCGUCAACGUUGCCUCGGCCACCACCACCACAACCGGAGCGUCAUGGACAGAGGAAAACGUCGUGGGGCGUCCGCUUCUGGAAACCAUUCGAUCUUUGGUGCCGAUCGGAGCGGUGUACACGACGGCGUUGCUCGUUUGGCUAGGAAAUCUCCUCGAUCUCCUGGGGUUGUCCACAUUAUUCCCUGACACGAUGGCUGCGCUGGCGACUUUCCAGCAGUUCGUCGCGCCGUCGUUUUCGUCCAUUGGCCAAGACAAAGCGCCGUAUUUCCGUGUGUGGAAGCACUUUGCUCCGUUUGCGCCAAGUGUGUUGUGGACUCAAUUGCUUGUCCAGUGGGAAUACCGCACGGACGUCGUGGCUUGGAAAAACGAAGCAUUGCCGCAGGCGCCGCCGUCGCUCCUGUCACAGUGGCACGUGUUUGCCCAGACUGAGCCUUCGUGUCGUCAGCCGGACGACUCGUUGUCGUUGUUUGCGACCAUUUGGAACAGCCACUGGUUUGACACACGCGUGAUGGUUGUGCUGUUGGAGUCGUCUCCAGCGACGCCUACAUGGGCCGACGACGAGCUGGGCUUUUUCACGGCGUGCUGGGGCAACCUGCAACCUCUCGUGUCGCCCGCAACACUUCGGCAAGUGCUCACGUGGUGUCGCCAACAUCGAGCAACUCCGAAAGCGUGGUCGUUGCUCGAAUCGUUGCUGCCAUUGCUUGUGGCGAUAGACUCCAACGACAUCUGGCUUGACGUGAUCGAGCUCGUCGACACGGUCGUGGCGCAUCUCGCGCUUCAUUCGCACGCUAUGGCAGUGUGGAAAUCGACGAUUCGGACGUCGUUUGUAUCGCAGUGGUCGAUCACGUACCAAACCAUGCUCCUGGACAAUUGGGUUGACCAUCUCCACCGCUUGUACUCGUCCGACACGUCAUCGGCGACUCCGUCCUGCAGUGCAGCACAAUGGGCGGUGCUGUGCGCAGAAUUUGUCACGUUAGACAACGCCCUGUCCACACCGUACUGGGAAAAGUUGCCGUUGACGGACUCUGCCACGUCCCCGCCGUCGUAUCGGUUGCUGGAAUGCGUGGCAGAGCUGUGCCACUGGAACCACGCGUCGCUCCUCCACGACGCAAACGGAUACCUUCCAACGCGGUCGCCGGACCAAGUGUACAGAUGGCUUUUUGUCGACGUGGCGUUUGCAUUGACGUGGUACACCGUCGAUAUCGACCCGACUGUCCUCAGCGAACACGUCGGCACGUGGAUCGAGCCGUACUUGAUGCUGACUGAGCUCCUCGAAGCGUUGGGCGAUCGGCCUCUGCUUGUCCAGACGUUGCUCCAUGUGGCCUCAUCCCUCGACGACGACGAAACAGGAUGGUUUGACACAAUUCUGUUGUCCCACUUGGACCAGGCUCCGAGCGCCUCGACGCGGCAACGGGAUGGUCCAGGGGUUCCUCGACAACUGAAGCUGUGGAUGUUUGAAAUCGGGCUCGACUACCUCUCGACUGACUUGCUUCUAGCGUCGGUCCAAGACCUGACGGACAACAUCCCGGCCGCGUUUGUGCACGUUGCGCUGCCUCGAGUGGUACAAUCCGUCCUGGACAUUUCCCAUGGCGACGACGCCAGAACGGAGGCCCACACAGCGGCCAUGGCAUCUGCCGUGCAGGCAUUGACCCAAUUGAGAUUGACAUCGGUGCUUUCAUGGACGGCCGACCCGACGGCUUCACUGGAUGCGUUGACCCAGAUCGCGCACCUCCUGCCGUUCAUGCACUCGUUUCACACGGCAUCGGUCCCCGUCGACGACGACGACGUGGUCGCUCUUGUUGGACGUCGGCUGAAAGCCCCAUCGUCGAGGAUUCCCGUGACCGAAUGGCUCGUUCUGGCAUCAUUUGUCUUGGCGAGUCUACAACUGGCGCCGUCCCCACCACCGCCGAAUCUGGUUGGUGUGGCAGGGCAGCUUGUUCUCCAUGCCUUCUCCGCCAAGCAAGACGUGUCCGAGCUCGUGACUGCCAAACUCCACGGGACUUCCGUCGACUCGAUUCGUGCGUUGCGCCAUGUCCACCCUCAGUUCUUGGCGUGUCGGCGGAUGCUUCUGCGCCUGGUCCAAGCGCUGGUUCGACACGGCCACAAUCACUCGAGCAUCGAGCUGGCACGGCACCAUCGGGACGCGCUGGCGAUGGUCGGUCUCCGCACAAUUGUCGACUGUUUGCAGCUGAAACCCCAAUUUCACGUUGCGUUUGCCACCGCCCCACCGUCGGAGAGCGCCGAGACUGGUGCCGCGUUGGGUAUGUGGUCCUUGGUGCAACACACCUACGACGUCGAACAAGCGCUGACUGCGGGUCUCCUUGGUCUCCACGACUUGCUUCGGUUUGUCGAGCUGGACCACACCGACGUCGCGCGCGUCAUCUUGCAAGUGUCGCAAGGCCGAGACCUGUUGUGGCACGCCCUUAGCGAGACGAUCACGCAUCCGACACUACAAGCAGCACUGUACCAAGUUCUUCGUCUCACGAAUCUGGCAGUAGACCUACCUAAUGUCCAAGACGUGGUGGACGUCGACGGCGAAGACGAGGCGGCGACCGACGUGGCCCUGGCGGACCUCGUCAUAACUCCAGGCCUGCGCCAGGCGCUGGCAAAGCUGCACGUCGAUUCCGACGACGGCGCGCCGUCCAAGGCAAAGUCGACCGGGUCGCCUCCCCUCGGCCGCCUCUUGGUCUGGGAUCUGUUUCUCCGCAUGUUUCCCGACUCGUCGAGUCCGCUCGUGACGUCCGCUCUCGGCGCGUACGUGGCAAAGCAGAAGCUGCUCCACUCGGUCUUGACUCUGUGCGGGUCGUUUAUUCAAACGACCAAGGUCCAACUCACGUCCGUAGAAGCCGUCGACGCGGCAUUCCCGACCUUGGCGACGCUGGGCCAACACAAAUUCACCGACACGUUUGUCGACGCUUUGGCCGGCGCCGUGUUUUACAAAACAGUGGUCAAGCUCCCAACCAUGGUGCGGCUGUGGUGGAACGACGAUUGUUCCCGUAGUGCGCGCAGCUGGAUCUCCAAGUUUUGCGAAGAUACUGUGUCGCCGCUUAUUCUGUUGGACGAAAUCCGAGCGAUCCAUGCUGCGGAGAGCAAAGCAUUGUGGGACCCAGACGAGAUGACGGUGCGUGGCAGCAAAGUGUCCCGCGAGAUCACAACGACGUACUUGAAAGACGAGUGCACGUUGGAGAUGGUGAUUCGCGUGCCGGCGUCGUACCCCCUGCGCAGCGUCGAGGUCGAGUGCACGAAGCGCAUUGGGAUUUCCGAGGAACGGUGGCGCCGGUGGGUCCUCCAGAUUCUCAAGGUCACCACAUCGCAGGACGGAUCCCUCCUGGACGCCGUGCUAUUGUGGAAGUCCAACGUGGACAAAGAGUUCGACGGCGUCGAGCCGUGCCCGAUCUGUUUCUCGAUCUUGAAUCCCAAAACGAUGGGCCUCCCAAACCUCCAAUGCCGAACGUGCUCCAACAAGUACCACAACUCGUGCUUGUAUAAAUGGUUCAACCAGUCCAGCAAGAACAAGUGCCCGAUCUGCCAGCAGCCGUUCUGUUAAGUCGAGCACGGGGGGGAUGCUGACGCCCGACUGGCGUCCGCCGCGCAUCCUAAACUGUGGUGUAAUAUGCUGACAUGGUCCAGCAGAUCCUGGAAAUGUCGUGAUUGUUUGUGGACUGGAACGACCGG
Aphanomyces invadans is the source of this 5376-nucleotide messenger RNA. RefSeq lists its product as hypothetical. Gene Ontology annotation, molecular function: ubiquitin protein ligase activity; ribosomal large subunit binding. Gene Ontology annotation, biological process: ribosome-associated ubiquitin-dependent protein catabolic process; rescue of stalled cytosolic ribosome. Gene Ontology annotation, cellular component: cytosol; RQC complex. The record is from RefSeq and is a predicted model, not a curated record. The transcript has 5 exons. The coding region runs from base 29 to 5248 and encodes 1739 amino acids. NCBI's taxonomy places the organism in Eukaryota, Oomycota, Saprolegniomycetes, Saprolegniales, Verrucalvaceae.